UGAAUUUGGAGUACCUAGAGCUUACCAACAACACACUUAACAUAGACUUUCUUGUAGUAGAAUUAUCUUUAUGGAAAAUUUGACAAGAAGUAGAAGGUGCACCAUCCUCAUCGACCCCUGCUGCUGCUCCUCUCCCGCACGGGGCCAAACCCCUGCGCCAGCUCCGCUGCCGUGGCACAAGCACCUCCUCACGGUGGCCCACUCCAACUGCUCCUCUCUUGCACUCGUCCUCCUCGCAAAAAAAAAAAAAAAAACCCACGCCCUCGCCGCUGGGUCACUCAACAUCAGCGCGCUCACCAGCGACUAGGCCACCGUCGCUGCAGCGUCCGCGCUGGUGGCCCUCGCCCUCGCCGCCUUCUUCGACUGCUGCACGACCCAUCUCGCCUGUGCCACCGAUGUCGUUGACCUGCUCUCAUGCGAGGACGCGCGCCUGGGCUCCCCGCAGCGCCCGUCGCGUCCAAGGACAGGGCCGACGUCGCCACCAACCUCAGGAGUGAGGAGGCUCCUACUAGGGUCCUCCAACUGCGCGGCCACCGGCGUCCCUACAGCGGUCUUGUUCUCCAAGGUGCCCGCCGUGCACGGGGCCUUCCGGGAUUCGGCGUGGGCCCUCCACGCCUGGGUGCGCGGCGAGCUCAAUGGUCCGGUAGACCGGUACUGAAGCUCGGGAACCAAGGAGGAGACUUUGAUACUGAUGACACUGGUGCAACCUCAGCACUGCUCCCUGCACUUGUCCUACAGAGACUACAGGGUAAAGUGAAGAAAGCUACGGAGAGCAGUGAAUUAGCGAGGAGAUUCCCUAACGUUCCCAAGGCGCAAGAGAAGGGGUGUACCAGAUGAAACACUGAAAAAAUUGGAAGUCUAGUGAACACCAGAGGACUGGCGCAGCUCAUUUCUAGCGCGCCUUCAUAAGCCUCCUGUGCAACGCUCGGUUCGAAGAGCUGUCCGUGCAGGAUCUCUUUCGGACCUACUAUAUGAACAUUGUUAGAGAUAUAUUUGGGAUACAUGUAUUUGAUAGUCUAGAAUUUGUAAUCCGUCUUCUACCUUAUCUUUAGAAGAGUUUCUUGCCCUCCAAGUCUUGCACUCAAUAUAUA
Messenger RNA from Triticum aestivum (bread wheat), 1091 nucleotides. RefSeq lists its product as uncharacterized. The coding region runs from base 415 to 837 and encodes 140 amino acids. The record is from RefSeq and is a predicted model, not a curated record. The transcript has 2 exons. Lineage: Eukaryota; Viridiplantae; Streptophyta; Magnoliopsida; Poales; Poaceae.